AUGUCUAAAAUAAGUGUCCCGCCGAAGGUCGAGCGCCGUGGGGGGAUUCCGGUCGAGGGGUCCCGUAACCCGCGGGUCUUCUUUGAGAUAUCCAUCGACAACAAGCCAACCGGGCGGAUAACCAUGGAACUCUACGCGGACGCGGUGCCCAAGACCGCCGAGAAUUUUCGGGCCCUUUGCACUGGCGAAAAGGGCCGCGGCAAGGGUGGGAAGCCGCUCCACUACAAGGGCUGUGUGUUUCACCGUGUCAUACCGGGAUUCAUGAUUCAAGGCGGUGACAUUACGCGGGGAAAUGGCACUGGCGGGGAGUCCAUCUACGGCGUUAAAUUUCGUGAUGAGAGCUUUUCCGGCAAGGCCGGCAAACACACGGGGCUUGGCUGCCUAUCGAUGGCGAAUGCCGGCCCCAACACAAACGGAUCGCAAUUUUUUAUCUGCACCGCCAACACCCCGUGGUUGAACGGCAAGCACGUUGUUUUUGGCCGCGUCACGGAGGGUCUUGACGUCGUGAAGAAGGUGGAACGGCUGGGCUCAGAGUCUGGAAAGACGCGCGGCCGAAUAGUUAUUGCCGACUGUGGUGAGGUUGCGGCGCCGGAGGCGAAGGAGAAGCCAACCAAAGAGAGGGACGAGGUGAAGAGGGGUGCGGCCGCCGCAAAGGCCGAGGCCUCUGCGAAGAAGCGCCCACGCGAGGAGGAGCAACACGCGGAGGAGGUAAAGAAGCGCAUUCAGGCAAAGAAGGCAAAAAUUGCUCGGCUUCGCGAACAGCUGGAGAAGUAA
Molecule: messenger RNA, 774 nt
Organism: Trypanosoma conorhini
Lineage: Eukaryota; Euglenozoa; Kinetoplastea; Trypanosomatida; Trypanosomatidae
Product: cyclophilin
Exons: 1
Coding region: 1-774 (257 amino acids)
Biological process (GO): protein peptidyl-prolyl isomerization; protein folding
Molecular function (GO): peptidyl-prolyl cis-trans isomerase activity
Source: RefSeq, a predicted model, not a curated record